Messenger RNA from Phycomyces blakesleeanus NRRL 1555(-), 1617 nucleotides. RefSeq lists its product as hypothetical. The transcript is spliced from 11 exons. The record is from RefSeq and is a predicted model, not a curated record. NCBI's taxonomy places the organism in Eukaryota, Fungi, Mucoromycota, Mucoromycetes, Mucorales, Phycomycetaceae. Bases 1 to 1617 code for a protein of 538 amino acids.
AUGACAGACACACAACAAGCAGCCAUCCAACGUGCAUUGGAUGCAGAAAAACAAGUACAUCGUCUUGAGAGAGAAGUUCAGUCUUUACGUACUCGAAAAACACCCGGAAGAUCAAAAGAUAUAGAUUCAUAUGGAAACGACAGGAAUGAGUUCCAACUGUCAGAGCAAGUCAAGGACCUAACAUACCAACUGUCGGCAAAAACGAUGGAGUUGCAACGAUUAAAAGAAACUUCAAAUGCACGCCUGUUAGCAGAGUAUGAAGACAAACUUAAAAAGAUGCGGGACAUCUUUGCUCAGGCAACCCGAAAUUUGGACGGCUAUCGAGCCACAAUUGCGACCAAGGAAACCGAGUUGGCUCAGACUAAUGAACUGUAUAAAGAAACCAAGCAAUCAGAAGAACGGUUAAAAGCUCAAGCUGAAGAAAGAGAACGGGAUUAUGAGAAGUUAAAGACAGAAGGAAGUAGUCGAAAGGCAGUGGAUAUUUCUCAAAUAAAACGACUGGAAGUCAAAGUGCGCCAGCUAACAACCCAAUUGAGUCAAGUACAAGCGGACUAUGAGAAUUACAAGAAGCGAGCUCAUCAGCUUCUUCAACAGAAUUCGGAUGCAAAAGAUCAAGGAAAAUAUACUGAACUUGAGCAUCAGUUGAAUCAGAUGAAAUUGGAAAGAGCAAUUGUGUUUGUUGAUCUGUGCGUGGGAGUUAGUGAGCAAGCAAUGGAGAGAACAGAAAAUGAGAGGCAAGCACGUUUGGUUGAACAGGAUCUUCGUCAAGCACUGGAGCGCAUCCGGUAUUUGGAAGAUUUGGAAAUCAAACAGAUUUCCUUGCAGAGAUCAUUGGAAGAGAAGAAUAGAAAUAUAAAGGAGAUUGAGAAACAAAUAUCACAAGAGAGAGAGGUUCAUGAACAAAGUGCAAGAACUCAUGGUUUGACAUGGUGUAAAACAGCAUUACAGAGCAUUCGGACGGCACACGAAGAGAAUCUACAGCUUCGAUAUGAUUCUUUACCACAGAAUAAAUUCAGAGAACAUACCCCAAAACAGGAACCAAGUCGUGUUCAGGAACAGGAUAAAGAAAAUGACACUGAAAGGGAUGAUGAAAGAGCGGGAUGGGAAGCUACAAUAGAAAGGUUAGAGGAAGACAACAAGCGGUUAAGAGAGGCUUUGGAAAAUAAAGAAAAGGAGAUGGAGGUCAAACAAGUGGUCUCAGAAGUAGCACCAGAGGCGAUUGAGAGUAAUGAAAUUGAUUUGUAUGCUUCCAUGAGUCAUCUAUUAUCCCCUUUUGUUGGGCGUCAGGAAGAGCCCGUUGAUAUGACAAAACAAGUGAGAAGGCUUGGAGAUAUGCUGCAAGAAAGUGAAGAGAAAGUGAAUGCACUUAGGGCACAGGAAAAAGCAAGUUUAAUGCAAGCCGGAUGUGAACUGGUUUUGGAAUCUAAAGAAGUAUUUUGUAAUAGACGUCUUGAUUCGUUUGACAAGAGGCAAAAUAUGAAUGCCGAGUAUCUCAAAAAUGUACUUCUCAAGUUUCUUCAGUCCGAGAAUAAAGUGUUUAUGGUACCUGUACUAGCUAAACUCCUUUACCUUAACCAAGAUGAAACAGAUGAGCUCCAAAAGGCAGUGAUUACGUAG